AUGCUUAGUGACUUGGUGUUGGGCAUUGUCUUCGUCAUUGAGAUGGGAGUUGGAAUUGUUGGGAACUUUUUCCUCCUGUGUCAGUACACUUUCACUUUAUUCACUAGUCACAGACUAAGGCCUAUAGAGUACAUCUAUGUCCACUUAACCUUGGCCAAUUCAAAAGUGCUUCUCUCCAAGGGUGUUCCUCAGACAAUUGUCUGGUUUGGUUUCAAAAAUUUCUUGGAUCCAGUUGGAUGUAAACUUAUCAUUUAUCUUCAAAAUGUGGCCCGGAGUGUUUCCCUCAGCAUCACCUGCCUCUUAAGUGGUUUUCAGGUCAUCAGCAUCAGUCCCAAUAACUCCAGGUGGACAGAUCUCAAAGUCCAAGCUCCAAAGCACAUUGCUUCCUCAUGCUUCAUCUGCUGGUACUACUAUCUGCUGAUACAUUUUACUUUGCUUGGGACUAUGCACAACUCAAGAUACAUAAGUAAUGACACAAGGAUCUGGCAUUUGGGAUAUUGUUCAAUUUCAACUCCUGCCUCUUUUAAUGCUUCCCUUUUCACAAUUGUCUUUUCUAUUCCUGAUGUUAUGUGUAUGGGAUUCAUGAUCUGGGCCAGCGCCUACUUAGUGGUUCUUCUACACAGACACCAUCAGCAAGUCCAGUAUAUUCACAGUUCUCAGAUCUCUUCCAAAACUUACCCUGAGAAAAGAGCCACCUAUGCUAUCCUCCUCCUAGUGAGCACAUAUGUCUCCUUUUAUUCCAUUAAUUCUAGCUUGUCAUUUUACCUCUUUAGACUAAACGAAUAUCAUUCUUGUCUCUUGGCCACAUCACAUCUCCUAGCGGCAUGGUUCCCAGCUAUCAGCCCUUUUGUGCUGAUCUUCUGUGACUCUCAAAUUCUCAAAUAUUUGUGGACUCUCUGGCAUAGAAACACCGUCCCCAGCCAGAGCCCAGCUCAGCAUCCCACCCCAAUAUUAAGAGAGGCUAAUCUUUCUGAAACAAGUAGGAGAGAACAAGAACUCUAA
This is a messenger RNA of Monodelphis domestica (gray short-tailed opossum), 1002 nucleotides long. RefSeq names its product vomeronasal 1 receptor monDomV1R1223. Gene Ontology annotation, cellular component: membrane. Gene Ontology annotation, biological process: G protein-coupled receptor signaling pathway. Gene Ontology annotation, molecular function: pheromone receptor activity. The record is from RefSeq and is marked provisional. Lineage: Eukaryota; Metazoa; Chordata; Mammalia; Didelphimorphia; Didelphidae.